AUGGAAUUCGAAAAGCGCCACGGCUCCUCCAGCUCCAUGGAGCUCUUCUACGAAGCCGUCAAUGAUGACCUAGCCCGCUACACCCUGCUAGCCCUGGGCUGCGCCGCAGCUGCAUACUACAUCUGGCAGCUCACAGUUCGAUUCUCUGACCACCUACGAAGACUAUCCACAUUCAACGAUGACAAUCAACGGUAUUUCGUCCCAGCUCAUGAGAAGUUCUCCUGGAUCAAGAACCAUUUGAUCUAUGCCCCAUUGUUCCGGAACCGCCACAACCGCGAAUUGCAAUUGUCACAGGCUAUCAACAUGGGUACACUGCCCAGUCGCUUUCACGGAUUGCUGGUUACCGGUGUCGUUGCUAUGAAUGUUAUUCUUUGCGUUGUUACUAUUCCUUAUGCGUCCGAGGAAAGUACCGCUGCUGGUAUCGUUCGUAACCGGACUGGUACUAUGGCUACUGUGAACUUGAUUCCACUUGUGUUGAUGGCGGGCCGGAACAAUCCUUUGAUUGCUAUGCUUCAUGUUCCUUUCGAUACGUGGAACCUCCUUCACCGAUGGCUGGGACGUAUUGUGGUUUGUGAGGCUUUGGCACAUACGUUUGCCUGGGCGAUUCCUAAAGCUCAGGAUGCAAGUUGGAGUGCCGUUGGCUCAUACAUUGCUGGAAGUAGCUUUCUGACUGCUGGUCUGGUUACUACCUGUGUUGCAGUCGCGCUUUUGGUACACUCACCAUCCCCAAUUCGCCAUGCCUUCUACGAGACAUUUAUCCACCUGCACUUCGCCCUCGCCGCUGUCUUAAUGGGCUUCCUGUGGGUGCAUCUAAAUGGAUAUGCCGCUCAGAACUACUUGCUCGGUGCGAUAAUCCUGUGGGCACUUGAGCGCGCAACCCGCCUCUUCAUUAUCGUAUACCGCAACUUCGGUCGCGCUUCCACAACGGCCACCAUCGAAGCAAUGCCCGGUGACGCCAUGCGCAUUACCCUCCGUCUCGCCCGACCAUGGAAGUUCCGACCCGGUCAACAUAUCUACCUUUACAUCCCAGCAGUGGGAUGGUGGACCUCGCACCCAUUUUCCGUUGGCUGGAGCGAAGACGAGGACAAGAUGUCCGACGAGAAGUCUUUGCCAAUGGCCCACCAAGACCUACUCGGUGCACCGCAGCAAACGACUCUUUCACUGCUUGUUCGCCGACGUACAGGUAUGACCGAUAAAUUAUUUCAGCGCGCAGCCAACGCCAUGGGUGGCCGCAUCACACUCCGCGCUUUCGCCGAAGGACCUUACGGUAAUAUCCAUUCCAUGGAUUCUUACGGUACAGUCAUGCUCUUCGCGGGCGGUGUCGGUAUCACCCAUCACGUUCCCUUCGUCCGUCACCUUGUAGCUGGCUUUGCGGAUGGCACGGUGGCUACGCGCCGCGUUACCCUUGUGUGGAUUAUUCAGUCCCCUGAACACCUGGAAUGGAUCCGUCCUUGGAUGACGAGCAUCUUAGCCAUGGACCGUCGGCGUGAGGUGCUGCGUAUCAUGCUGUUUGUGACCCGUCCUCGUAAUACCAAGGAAAUACAGAGCCCGUCUGCGACUGUGCAGAUGUUCCCUGGCCGACCGAAUAUUGACACGCUUGUUGGAAUGGAAGUGGAAAACCAGAUCGGUAAGAUGGGUGUGCUUGUGUGUGGAAACGGUAGCUUGAGCGAUGAUGUUCGUCGGGUAUGUCGCAAGAGGCAGUCCAAGUCUAACCUGGAUUAUGUUGAGGAGAGCUUUUCAUGGUAG
Messenger RNA from Penicillium longicatenatum, 1746 nucleotides. Its product is annotated as ferric reductase family protein. The record is from RefSeq and is a predicted model, not a curated record. NCBI's taxonomy places the organism in Eukaryota, Fungi, Ascomycota, Eurotiomycetes, Eurotiales, Aspergillaceae. Gene Ontology annotation, biological process: intracellular iron ion homeostasis; copper ion import; iron ion transport. The transcript is spliced from 4 exons. Gene Ontology annotation, molecular function: ferric-chelate reductase activity. Gene Ontology annotation, cellular component: plasma membrane. The coding region runs from base 1 to 1746 and encodes 581 amino acids.